AUGACACAAAAUGAUCCAAAGAUGAUUAAACCACAUGGUUACCAUAAUCAUCUUCCUCGCCUACAGUCAACGUGUAAUACAUCCACCAAAGUCAAACAAUCGUUAACUCAUCAAUGUAAACAAAAUGGUUUCGCAGUUCUUCCCCCAAUCAGUCGCACUAAUUCAUUGCUAUCACCUAAAUCACCAAGUCCACUAUUAGCAUUACCAAUCAAUCUAGAACCGAUACCACCGAUCAUUUCAACAACAAAUGAACCAGCUAAACGUACCAUUCGGAACACUGUACCACAACCUUCUCAAGAACUUUCGUCUUCGCAUGUCACUCAUAGUGCACAUCCGAAACGUUCAACACUUUACGGCCAUAUUCAAGCUAAGAUUAACACAGGUUUACCACGAACCAACAGUGUAUCUUCAAGUGAACAAGACACACAUCAAUUAGAACCACUACGUCCUGUGAAUUGGUUAGAAUUGAAACACCAACUCGAGCACGACACACAAAUACGUGCACACACAAAACGAAUGCAAUUCCACUCCAGUCUACUCUAUGCUUCCCAACUAUCUGCACUCGGCAAUUUAGUCCGUUCGAAAGUGAAAACUCAUCUCCUAUCUGCUACCGGCAGCGGUGAUCAUCGAUACAAAAUUGUUGUUCAUUUAACUGUAUUUCCAACGACAACAAUUGGCUUGCAUGUUGCUUCGCGAUGUUUAUGGAAUACGGAUACCGACAAUUCAGUUACUAUCCGAAUGCAAGGUGUCGAUUGUGAUAUAUUAAUCAUUGUUUUUCUUUGUUACACAGAUCUUGGGGCGAUAUAA
This is a messenger RNA of Adineta ricciae, 807 nucleotides long. NCBI's taxonomy places the organism in Eukaryota, Metazoa, Rotifera, Eurotatoria, Adinetida, Adinetidae. The record is from the annotation of a GenBank genome assembly.